AUGGCCGCGACCGUCGCUAUGGAGACAGAUGAUGCUGGAAAUCGACCGUGGUUUCAGUUGCAGUUGGAAUUUGUACAGUGUUUAGCCAACCCAAAUUACCUUAACUGUACCCCUCAGUGUUUACACAUGUUAGAACUGCUCCAGUACAAACACUUCUGCAAGGAGCUGGUGAAAGCUCAGUGUGUGAAAUUUAUUGAUGAGCAGCAAAUUCUGCACUGGCAGCACUAUUCCUGGAAGCAGAUGUGCCUUCAGCAAGCCCUGGCGGAGCAGCAACAGCAGAAUAACACAUCAGGAAAAUAA
Molecule: messenger RNA, 300 nt
Organism: Budorcas taxicolor (takin)
Lineage: Eukaryota; Metazoa; Chordata; Mammalia; Artiodactyla; Bovidae
Product: mediator of RNA polymerase II transcription subunit 31-like
Exons: 1
Coding region: 1-300 (99 amino acids)
Biological process (GO): regulation of transcription by RNA polymerase II
Cellular component (GO): core mediator complex; mediator complex
Molecular function (GO): transcription coregulator activity
Source: RefSeq, a predicted model, not a curated record